UUCAUAGCGGGAACAUGGCGGGAAUACCGGAAUCCCAUGGGCCAGCGUAAACCUCGGCGCCACGGGUCCACGACUUGCAGUGUAACUUGUCACUUAAAGAGUUUCGUGCUACUAGUGAUAUCAAUCUGUGAACGGCAAUUUUGUAGAAUUACUUGUAGUUCCAGACGCCGCAGACCCUGUGUCAGGUUUAGCCGGAUGUAUGUUAGCAAUUCGCUGCCCGGAACGUAACAUUCUCUGUUCACCUGUCUGCUCGUAAGUCGCCGGCAGAUUUGUGCAUAUCCUGCUGAAACGAUGUCCAUCAGCAACGAAACACCUAAAAACGGCAAAAAAUCAGGCACGCCAGAAAGGCGGGUCGUCGCCGGGAAAUCGGGUGAGCCAGAUGACGAUACCGCACCACCUGUCCGCUCCACAUUAUUCAACGAUGUUCGUGUGAAUCCAGAGCCCCUGGUCAUGAGAAAAAUCACGCGAGAAGGCCUUAAUCUAGACUACAUAAUACUCUUCGGAAAAACUACGGCAGACUACGUUUUUCGAAGGCUGGAGUCCGAAGUCGAAUACUUUACGGGAGACCUGCUCAAGAUCAGAGUCUAUGGCAAGUGGCGAACGAUACCCCGAAAACAAGUAUCCUACGGUGAUAAAGGGAUGUCCUACGCGUUUUCUGGCACCCGGCUGCCUGCCAAACCAUGGACUCCUCUUCUUCAGCAUUUGAGGGAUCUUGUUGCCAAUCAAACUGGCCACCGUUACAAUUUCGUUCUCGUCAACAGAUACAAGGAUGGCUCUGACCACAUUGGUGAGCAUAGAGAUGAUGAGAAAGACCUUGACCACACUGUACCUAUUGCAUCAUUGUCGUUUGGGCAACCUCGGGACUUUGUACUGAAGCAUGGAGAUGCAAGGCGCAAGGUGCGCCAUGUGGAUCCUGUGAAGAUAUGCCUGGAACACGGAAGCCUGUUGCUCAUGAACCCACCUACAAAUCGGUACUGGUAUCAUUCGCUCCCACCUCGUAAGGCAGCGGUUGGACCUCGUGUGAACCUUACAUUUCGUCGACUGCAUACAACGAGCAGUUAGCAAGCAUGGACAGAAAAUGAGCUGGCUGAUAUUGCAACUUCACUCUGACAGAGUUCCUAUCAUUCCGGAAUUGGCGCCAACACUACUCUAAAUAAGGUGGUGCAGAAGAGGUGCACAGGAAUCGCCAUAGCCUUGGCUACUGAACAAAUGCUGCACUUUUCAGUAAAUAUUUAUGCAACAGUAGGUAGAGCAUUUCUAGAAGUUGUCACAGAGAUAAGAGCAUAAAUUUAUUCUGAACUGAAA
Dermacentor andersoni is the source of this 1305-nucleotide messenger RNA. RefSeq names its product DNA oxidative demethylase ALKBH2-like. Gene Ontology annotation, biological process: DNA alkylation repair. NCBI's taxonomy places the organism in Eukaryota, Metazoa, Arthropoda, Arachnida, Ixodida, Ixodidae. Gene Ontology annotation, molecular function: cytosine C-5 DNA demethylase activity; broad specificity oxidative DNA demethylase activity; ferrous iron binding. The record is from RefSeq and is a predicted model, not a curated record.